AUACAACUACGUACCUCUUUUGUAAAAUCUAAGAUUAAUAUCGAUCAAUUGAACUCUAUAACUUCUUUGUAUCCCUUUCUACACAUACAUAUACAUAUACACUUCCAAUUCAUAUUCAAUUGAGAUAUCCGAUAUAAUACCCUAACGCAACACGACACAACACACACAUAAUGCUCGCCUCAAGAACAGCAUCAAGAGCUGCGGCUCGCACUCUUCGUGCACCAAUUAGACAACAAGCUAGACAAACUAGAUUUGUUUCGACGACGCAGGCUGAGGGGGCGAAAGCUGGUGGUGCUUCGGGCUUUGCGGCGGGUAUUGCUGGUGGUGCUGUCGUUUUGGCUGUAUGUUUAAUAAUCUAUUUUCUGGCUCUGGUUCCGUGCUUUUGUAUAUGAACGUCUUUGCGUUUGUGCACGCCUACAACAAUCACAUACUAACACAGUUUCUCAGGGAUGCUACACCUACUACCAAUUCUCUGGCAUCAAGCCUAUGGUUAACGCCUACAGCUCCACGAAAUCUCAAUUCCAAAAAGCAACCUCGGCAAUCUCUGAGAAAGCUCCAGAACCAAAUCAAGCUAUCAAAUGGCUCCGCAGUGCCACUUCUUCCUAUGCUACUUUUAUCCCUGGUGCACAAUCAUUCCUCGAUAGUGCAUUUGAUGAUAUCGAGAAAGUGCAAGCGAAUCAUGGCAAGGAAGUCGAUGAGAUUGUUAAUAAAACAUAUGUGGAACUGAAGGGUAUUAGUAAGAAGGGUGGCUUCGAUAUGCAAACUGCUGUGCAGGGUUACAAUGUAUUGACUAAAGCAUUGAGCGAAAUUGCCGAGUUGGGAAAAGAUAGUUUGGGGGAAAUGUUGGAUAAUCAUCCUCAAAUCAAAGAGAAGGUUGGGGGAAACCUUGAUCAGUUAAAGAGUAUGGCUGAGAACUAUGGUCCGGAUGCAAAAAAGGAGUUGGAUGAUACGUAUAAGAAGGUUUCGGAGAUUCUUGCAGGUGGAUUAGGUGUUAGCUCGAUUGACAAAGUUCGCAAGUUAAUCCAGGAGAAGAGUGAAAAGGUUCAGAAGCUGGGAGAACAAGCCUGGAAUAAGGGAAUGGAGGAGUGGAAACCUUAUUUGGAGAAGAAUCCAAAGGUUAAGGAGAUUGUGGAGAAGAAUGCUGAUGCUCUCAAGUCUGGGAAUGUUAAGGAGAUCUUCGAUCAAAUUAAAAAGGCUAUUGAGUCAGGAAACACAGAUGAUCUCCAGAAAUAUAUAAAGGAUGCUGGGGAGAAGGCGAAGAAUAGUGGAUUCGGACAAAAUUUUCAGCAAUAUGCUCAGCAAGCUGCGACGAUGGCUGGCAUCCCUGGAUCAGAGAAGAUGUGGGAAAAAUUACAACAUUUGCAGGAGGUAGCAAAGGAUCAUGGGGAUGAGCUGGAGGGUUUGGUCAAGAGUGCUUAUGAGGAUAUAAGCAAGGUUGUGGAGAAGAAGGUUGCAGAGGCUGAAAAAUUGAGGGGAAAGGUUGAGAAAGAUAUUAAGAAAUAAACGGGAUGAUGCAUGAGGAAUAUGGGUUAUUCAUGAUUAACGAAAGAAUGAUCGGGAUUGUAUUAUAGUACGGACGGCUUGGCUUGGUUUGGCAUGGGAUGGUGGGAUUUCAUAAGGCAUAGCAUGGAGAACAGAACAGAACGGACAGAGUUGAGCAGAGUUGAGCAGAAUUGAAAACUAAAUAGAAGUACAAUUAAUCAAUAUCAUAUUAAUCUUGCAUUGUAUUGGUCGUUUUAUUCA
This is a messenger RNA of Sclerotinia trifoliorum, 1743 nucleotides long. NCBI's taxonomy places the organism in Eukaryota, Fungi, Ascomycota, Leotiomycetes, Helotiales, Sclerotiniaceae. The record is from the annotation of a GenBank genome assembly.